AUGGGAGCCACUGGAGUUCCAACAGACUCCACAUCAGUUCUCAUCAGGGGAACAAAGCAACAUGGCAGGCGGCCCACAAUGUGCGACAGCACGUCAAUGAGGCUUGAAACAGCUACACAGGAGAGAUCAAGGGUUGAAAAACGCAGUUUGAAAAGGGCCUACAUGCGCUCACUUCAUCAAGGAGUGGCAUGGUACAAGGGUAAGCAAUAUGUUCCAGCAGAGUUUGAGAGGAUGGGAUGCGCUCACACCUCACCUCCUGACCUCACCAAAGCUCUCUCCACCCACUUGCAACGAGACUGGCAACGAUGCAACCAUCAUCAUGCUGCCAAACGACGCUUGACAGUUUGGCAAUGGAACUGUGGCGGCAUUUCUGCUGCCAGGCUGGACGAAGUGAAGGCCUGGCUUGUUUUGAACCACGUGACCAUCGCAGUCUUGGUGGAGACCAGGUUGACCUACGAUGCCUUUUGGACCGAUCCACAUUGGCACUGCUUGCACACAGGUACCCAGGUGUUUGCAUGGCAUGGACAGAACAUUACCGGACCUGCUCACCCUGACCAAUUUAGAUUCCUACAGCUUUUGCGUCAGUUUUCUUUGGUGGUGCUCAAUUCUUGGUCGGCCACAUUAGGUCCAACGUAUGUGCAUGGACAGAAGGCCAGCAGAAUUGACCACAUUUGCGUGCGCCAAAUGUACGCUGAUGGGGAGGCCCGCAAAGUCAGCUAUUUGUGGCAAUCUCCCUUCCUUGAGCAAACAGAUGUGGGACAUGUACCGAUGAUGUGCACAAUUGCCAAGUACUGGAUUCCUGCCUUUGAACGCCACAAGAUUCAGACAGUUACCAUGCAACAGAGACGCGAGAGUCGACAGGCCUAUGUGGAUCAAACUCCCACCUGGCAGAGAUUCACGCAGCAGACCCAGCAUGCUAUUACGCAACACCUUGCAACUGCCACACAUGAUGCCGACAGUGUGAUGGACCACAUGCACCAGACAGUCAUGGAGACCUUUUGCACUCAUUUUCCCAAAGGACAACAGCAGCGCUCGACUCCACCUUGGAUGACGGCUCUGCCAACAAUCCUCAACAAGUGGGAGCAUAGGUGUGCCUUUUACUGUGAAGCAAUUGGAACGCGCCAUAGCCAUGAUUCCGGCCACCAGGGCCACUGCCAGACCAUAUGCUUGACCAAGCAAGGCAUCAGCAAGGCAAACACCCAACUGACCAUUAUGAUGCGCAAGUUGACCCAUGACCAUUCCUUUUUGACCAGACGCACCAACCAUGAAGCUUUAUUUUUGCACCAACUUCCUACCCCGGCGCAAUUGCUUUUUGGCACUGCAGCGGGAUUGCUGAGGACGCAUCAAGAUCAACAUGCACAACUUUUGACACAUGAUUUGGCACGUUCAAUUCAUUGGCAUCAUUUACCUGACCUCAUGACCCAACUUCAACAUUUGCAGGCCACUGCUACUUUGGAGACAUCCUUGCCUCUGGACUUGGAGGCAGGUACCUCCUUCUUUCAGUGCGCCAAGUGUGAUUUCUGCACCAUGGAUGUCAGCGCCUUCAGACGCCAUUGUACGACUGCCCAUGGACAUGCCAUGUACCGCACACACCAUGUGGAUCCAGCUGCCCAUGCUGAUAAUGGAUUGCCCACAUGCAAACAUUGCUCCAAAGCCUUCACCACAUGGCGGGGUUUCAGAACACACAUAGAACGUGGAUGCCAGGCCUUGCUGAUUGGACCUGCACCUUACGGAGCUGACACAGAUCCACUGAGAGCACAUCUAGGCACCUUACGACCAAUGAACUCACAGGCUGCUGACGCAGCUGCGCGUGGCCUGAGACUGAUAACUGCAGAUGAAUUGCACAAUCUCAAGCAGCAGGACUUUGGCCCCAGACUGCUACACCUGAUUGCGGAAAGGAAUUGGGAACAGCUGGCAACUGACCAGGCGGCUUGCCGGUAUCUUUCCAGCCGCUGCGUGAUCUGCUCAUUUCAGUUCUCAAGAUGCCAGGAACUUCAUCAACACUUUCGACUGCAGCACCCAGAACUAUGGGAGCACGCUCCCCAGAAAGCGAUUCAGCUCACGAACAUUUACAGUGAUGAGCCACCAUGUGGAUGUUGCGGUGCGUUGUUUCGCACACAUUCCUGUCCCACCUGGUCACAGAUUGCUGUCUUGCUGGUGAAUGGAGCGGGACUGGACGCAGUGGACCCAACACCAUUGACUGAGGAACGACACCGUUGUGAACUCUGUCUCAUCUGGUUUUGCACUACAGCUGCAUUGGUCCAACACCUCCAGGCUUCACAUGGAUUGCAGGGGCUGAGUUUUGUUGAAAGUCGUGACGCUCUUGACAACACCACAGCAUGCGCACAUUGUGGACUUUUGUUUCAGUCGAUGUCUGGCUUGAAGUCCCACAUAGUGCAGGGCAGAUGUGAGCACUUCAAUCCCAACGCUUCAGCAGAGACGAUGGAGAUCGAUGCGCUCUGGCGCCAGGCAUGUUUGGAGGGCAAAUUGAUGGAGGUCCUUGCACCACCACACAACAGAAUGAGACUGACCAUCGUAUGCCAGGCUUGUGGCAAGGGUUGCAAGAGGGCAGCAGACCUUUCACUCCAUCUACAAACCUCACACGCCAGGCUCUGGCGUCAAUCAGAAAGACUCACGAUGAUUUUGGUUGAUGCCCUGUAUCAGCAACGUUGCUAUUGCAACCCACAGGUUGGCACCAAACGUGGCUCACAUGUAUGCCUGCCUUUCAGGCAGAUUGCCAUGAGCUACCACCGCAUGGGAACAGAGAUCUUUGCGCCUACGGUGAUCACAGACACCACGCUGAAGGACGUGCUAUCUGACAAGCUCCCCAGGGAAAUCAAAUACAGACUCGAACAGGCGUUGGUGCACAGAAGUUUUGCAAAUGUUUGGCAGGACCCUGCCAUCCUACAGAUGCUACGAGGUCAAUGCAUCUUCUGCGGUGACUUCCAUGCCACCUCAGAUUUGGCGCUCCACCUGCGCGAGGCGUUCCAGCAUCUGGCUCCCCUGUUCCAGGUGAAGGACAAGGACCUGACGCUGCAAGCCAAUCCACGGAAGGCCAAGUCCAGACGCAAAGAAGAGCCAAACAGCCAAGACUCGAAAGAGGACGUGGACAUGCCAAACGUCAGCACAGCUCCGACAAUGCAGCUGCUUCGAACGCUGACACAACUGGUGGUGCGUCACGAUCAAGAGUUGCAGGAUUUGAGAAAGAUGGAUCAAUUCAUUCUUUUUUUGAAUCCAGAACCAACAGGAGCGCUUCACAUCCUGCUUCAGGAGUCGGCCCAAUGGAAGAAAUCCAUGGAGGAGGGGUCCACAUCAUUGAAGAUGCCACUCCGGCAACACCUCAUGAAGGCGCUGCUGAACGCCAUGAUGACCCGUGCAGGCCAGAUAGUGGAGAGCAAGGACACGGAGGGCCUCUUCACGACAUCACUGCAGAAGGGAGUGAUCCUGGCAGAUCGCAGCUUCCCUUUUCAUCGAUGGGACCCAGCCACCAAACAGCUGACCAUAGACAAGAAGCAGCCAGUCAGUGCAGCCAAGAUGAAGCAGCACUUGGAGGAACUACUGGAGAUGCUGACCGACCCAGCAAUGGUGAUCAGAUUUCAUGCAUUGAGCCAGAGCAAAGACCAGACCUCAAAGGCGGUGCCCUGGAGACUCCAGAUCAACAUGAGGCCGGGGCAAGGGGCUGAAGGGGCUGAAGGGCACACCAGCCAAACAAGAGCGCUGAGUCCUGCGCUCGUGGCAGAGAUGACCAAGAAUCUGAGCAUCAUGUGCAUGGCCAAUGACAGGAACUGGUGCUACGGCAACAGCACUGCCUACUCAUUCCUGUGGACACUCUUGUGCCUCAAUUGCCAUGAGACUUCUCUUUGGGGCUGGCAAUCUUCUGCGCUGAUUGAUUUCAUCCAGCAUCAUUCGACGCCUGUCGUGCUGAAGAAUAUCGAUUGGUUUAAGCAGAUUUUGCUUGAUUGGGGCAUUUCCCAAACUCAGCAGGACAGUGCAGAAUGUGCACAACACCUGCUGAAUUGGCUUCAACCGCAAGCUUUCGACAUGCGAUGGGAAAGAAGACUGGACACGGAGCAUGGCUUACAUGUGUUUGACCAUAGCACCUCACAUACUCCUAUUUUGCUGCCAUUUGCACGAGGACAUCAUGUUUGUGGCACUUGCAAGUUGACAGAUUUGAUCGUGACCUGGAUGCAGGAGCAAUCCAUGUGCACAGCGCUCGUGACUGCGCCCCCCUGCAUCUGCCUGACCAUUGAUCGAUUUCAUCAAACAGGCUGUGGCACCAUUGAACGCAAUGUAAGUGCCAUUGAUUUGGAGGCAGAGGUUGAGAUUCCUGUCUUUACAACUGGAUUGGAAUGCGACAUGCUAGGAUACAUUGUGGUAGCUGCCAUUGCACAUUUAGGCCAAGACAGAUCAGGGCACUGCCGAGCUCUGCUGAAGAUCCAACCAGGGGUCACCACUGCAGCUCAGCCGAUUGCCUGGCUGUUGACAGACGAUGAACAAAAGCCGGCCCCUGUCUGGCAGAUUCCAACAUGGUUCCAGACACAUGCGACAGUGGUUUGGGCCGUCAGAACUGACUGCCUUAGGCUGCCCGUGUAUCAACCAGAGAGUGGCACUUCCUCUGAGCCCAGCAACACCAAAGAUGCAUCACAUGUGGAUCCAGUGACGACACCUGAGACAGCCCUGAUUCAUUUGCUCCAAGCCCAACCGGGAGUUGGCACAGAAGAGUGA
Molecule: messenger RNA, 4725 nt
Organism: Cladocopium goreaui
Lineage: Eukaryota; Dinophyceae; Suessiales; Symbiodiniaceae
Source: the annotation of a GenBank genome assembly